Molecule: messenger RNA, 1530 nt
Organism: Xenia sp. Carnegie-2017
Lineage: Eukaryota; Metazoa; Cnidaria; Anthozoa; Malacalcyonacea; Xeniidae
Product: interleukin enhancer-binding factor 2-like
Exons: 17
Coding region: 172-1416 (414 amino acids)
Source: RefSeq, a predicted model, not a curated record
AUUCGAGUGCGGUGAUUAUUCGAGGUUACUUUCGAAAACACGGAGUUUCGGAGUUGUAUCCCUGACUGAUGUUGACACUGGAUGACUGGAUGUUGAUACUUCGCAAUGUGACAUUGUCAAUGGCGAUUUCUUUGAGCUGUUCCUGAAAUAUUUCUGAGCAUUGUAUCGAGAAUGAGGAGUAGAGGUGGCCGACGUGGACGAGGGGGCUACGUUCAGCAGGCAUUUUAUCGACCCGUACUUGGUCAGAGAUUUGUUGUAACACACACACCGUUUGACCUUGUUAAGGCAUCAAUCUCAUUUCAAAGAGCUGCUCCAAAAGCUGAUGAGAAUGCGCUUACACAGGCUAUUUUGAAACGAAAUCAAGAGCUCACACCUCCAUCUCAUGAGCAGGCAGCAGUUUUGAACUUGGUCACAAAAAUCACUGAUAUUAUCGAUACACUGAUAGUUUGCCCCAAUGCAGCUGAUCUUGCAAUCGAAGAAAUUCGACCAGUUGGUUCAUACAAAAAGGGAACAAUGAUAGCAGGUCGUCCUGUAGCUGAUCUCACUGUAAUUUUGAAAAAGCUACCAACAACUGAUCACAUCCAGGUAGUUGCCAAUGAAAUCCAUGGCAAGUUGAAAGAACCAGAUCUAGGAUUAGAAGAUGUAUCUCUGCAAGUGACUGAAGGAGGAUUUACAUAUGGACAUAAUGGUAUUGUUGUUCGGAUUUUGAUUACAACCUUACCGAGAAAUCUUCAUGCAGCACGUGGAGAUUCUCAAGUUGAUUUAAAGCUUCUUGAAGGUGGCCUAGCAACAAUUCGCCACUCUCGAUGGUUUGAGGAGAAUGCUUUUCAUACAACCAUUCGUAUCCUUGUUCGUAUUCUUAAAGACUUGAAGAACAGAUUCAAUACUAGUGGUCUGCAAAAUUUAACACCCUGGCUUAUUGACCUUUUGGCUCAUCGUGCAACCAUGGCAAACGAACCAGUAACAAUAAAUGUUGCUUUCAGGCGAGCUUUACAGCUUUUAGCUUCUGGUCUGUUUCUACCAGGGUCGCUUGGCAUAAUUGAUCCUUGUGAGUCUGGAAACGUUCGAGCUCAAAGUGUUUUGAGUCUAGAUGACCAAGAUGACAUCACUACAGCAGCACAGACGCUACUAAGAUGCCUGUCUCAUGGUGCUGUGAAUGAAAUUCUUGGUUUGGUACCUGAAGCAAUACCAGCUGUUGCAGUUGACUCAGAAAUCACAAGUUGGGGUGGCGUAAUUGUUACACCCGGUUCCAAGGCAUACAAGAAAGAAGAAGAAAAGCCAGAUGGAGAAGAGAAUAUGGAAAGUGAUGAAGCCCUUGGAGAUGACACAGGAAGAUCCGCUUCAGAUAGGAUGUCCUUGGAAAAUUCUCAACCUGCAGAAGGCAGUUUGGAAGAAAAUAUGGAAACGACAACAUGAUGUAAAAAUCAUGAUUGGACACUACCUUUGCGGUAUUCUGAUAUAUACAGGAUAGAGACCCUGGUUUCCAUUUGUCUUUUGUUCUUUUUACAAUAAAGUAUUCUUUAGACAUCA